UCCGCCCGGGAGAGCGAAUUAACCCUAAAGGAGAAAGAGUUCCGGUUGAAAUCCCGAAGGUUGGAACAACAGGUUGCGACUGCGUCUCAGAGGGAGAGAGAAGCCGCUGCAUUGCUUGAGGAAUGCCAAGAACGGUUGGCAAGAACCACCCUAAGGCAGCUUGAAGAUUAUUUUACGUGCCCUUUGUGUUUUGAGAUUAUGUCGUGCCCAUAUAGUUUGAACCCACGACAGUGCGGACAUGCCUUCUGCGCCACUUGCAUUCUCAAAUGGUUCUUCUCCCGAUUGCAUCGUGUGUGCGGCACCUGGCAUGAACCCGUGGACUGCCCAAUGUGCAGGAGUACACUGUGUUCCACUCCAGAUAACGUUCCACGUUCGGAUUUCUCGUUUCCUUUCACACCAAACAGAGCGGCUGAUAACGCUAUUCGCGGCAUGAUCAGCACUCUCGCGAAGGAGGCUGACUCUGGAAAUUUAUAUGCAUCAACUGACUGGGGAGAAGAUGGUCACGCGAGACAAGAAUGGUAUAGAAAAGAAAGAGCUGGACGCCACGAGAUGACAGCUCUCGCCACGUCGUGGACAAACAUGCACGGAGACGAAUUCGUUAAAAUCAAAAGCAGACUUGAAGUAUAA
Suillus paluster is the source of this 627-nucleotide messenger RNA. RefSeq lists its product as uncharacterized. The transcript is spliced from 4 exons. Lineage: Eukaryota; Fungi; Basidiomycota; Agaricomycetes; Boletales; Suillaceae. The record is from RefSeq and is a predicted model, not a curated record. The annotation marks the transcript as partial.